Molecule: messenger RNA, 1233 nt
Organism: Didymodactylos carnosus
Lineage: Eukaryota; Metazoa; Rotifera; Eurotatoria; Philodinida; Philodinidae
Source: the annotation of a GenBank genome assembly
AUGCCACUUAGUUCAUUAUUAGCAACAAGGUCGAGCAAAACUGAUCAUGCCAAACAAUUAAAAGAUUUAUUUAGUAGUAUUGAAAAUGAAGAUAAAGAAAAAAAGAAUUAUGAUGAUGCAAUUAAAAAUAUCCAUAAAGCAUUAUUAGCAUUGAAAGAUGGAUUGUUUGGUCCGCGUGAUGGUAGUUCAGAGCCACCAAUAAGUGAUGUAUCACAAUUGUGUACUGGUAUUUAUUCACAAGAAUUAAUACAAAUUAUGAUUAAUAAUCUGAGUCGUGUGACAUUCGAAGACCGAAAAGAAAUUGUUGCAAUAUUCAAUAAUCUCUUACGUCGACAAGUUGGUAGUAAAUAUCCAGCUGUUGAUCAUCUGAUGCAGCGACCAGGAAUAUUAUUCAAAUUAAUUGAAGGUUAUGAAAAUGCUGAUAUUGCAUUGAAUUGUGGAAUGAUGUUACGGGAAUGUAUACGAGUUCAAGAAUUGGCUGAAAUUAUAUUGAGAUCACCUGAAUUUUAUAAAUUUUUUGAUUAUGUACAAAAAUCGACAUUUGAUAUUGCAUCAGAUGCAUUUGCAACAUUCAAAGAUUUAUUAACUAAACAUAAAGCAUUGUGUGCCGAUUAUCUUGAACGAAAUUAUGAUGCAUUUUUUAAUAAAUAUAAAGAUUUACUCAAUUCUGAUAAUUACGUCACGAGAAGACAGUCGUUAAAAAUUUUGUCCACUGUAAUAUUAGAAAAUGCCAAUUUGAACACGUGUAAAAAUUUUUCACGUGAUGUAGAAAAUUUUGGACUUAUCUAUGCCUUAUUUCCCAUAAGUAAUAUUGGAACAUUGUCGCAAUCUGUUCCACAACCUCUCUCGACACCAACAACGUCAUCAGCAUUUGAUAUCUAUAAACGAGAAGCAUUUGACAUAUUCAAAUUGCUUGGCGAAUUAUUACUUGAUCGCUAUAAUUUUUCUGUUAUGACACGCUACAUAACGAAUACGGACAAUUUGAAAUUAAUGAUGAACUUAUUGAAAGAAAAAAGCAAAAAUAUACAGUUUGAAGCGUUUCAUGUAUUCAAGAUAUUUGUUGCCAAUCCAACAAAACCAAAACCGAUCGCUGACAUUUUAUUACGUAAUCGUGAUAAACUAAUUGAUUUCCUAACGACUUUUCAUACGGAUCGCACAGAUGAUGAACAAUUUAAUGAUGAGAAAGCUUACUUGAUUAAACAAAUAAGUGAAUUGAAAGAUAUGAAGACGUGA